Messenger RNA from Tetrahymena thermophila SB210, 504 nucleotides. RefSeq lists its product as hypothetical. The transcript has a single exon. The record is from RefSeq and is a predicted model, not a curated record. Lineage: Eukaryota; Ciliophora; Oligohymenophorea; Hymenostomatida; Tetrahymenidae.
AUGAAAUAUUUUACCUAAGAUUAAGAGACAAAUUUUAGAGAUUAGUACACUUAGCUAACCCUGAACCGAGGAACGAUGCACCCUAUUCCCCAAUAUAAUUAAACCUAUUAAGGUUUACAAAUUUAUUCGAUUAAAAUAUAAAAAUGGAAUUAUAUUAAAAAUUUGUAACUAAAAUGGAAAUUUAAAGUGAAAAAAAAAAUAUUAAUUUUGAAAAGAAACAGAAAGCUAAUUUAAAAUAAAUAAUCAAAAUUGAUAGAAAAUUAAAAUAAAACGAUUUAUUUUCAUGUCUGUCUUGUAAAUUUUUUAAGUUAUAAAAUAAUUGAUUUGAUUUUGAAAUAUAAAAUAUAUCGCUAAUCUUUAACAAUAAUAGAUAAAAAAACUAUUUUUACUAUAGAUUCAAUGACAAAUCAGAGAGUUUACUACAUUUAGCUAAGCUAGAACAUAAAGCAGAAGUACCUUAUGCUCCUAUUGAAUUUGAACUAUUAAAUAUUAAAUAAAAUGUGA